Molecule: messenger RNA, 3270 nt
Organism: Bactrocera tryoni
Lineage: Eukaryota; Metazoa; Arthropoda; Insecta; Diptera; Tephritidae
Product: nucleolysin TIA-1
Exons: 9
Coding region: 998-2575 (525 amino acids)
Molecular function (GO): RNA binding
Source: RefSeq, a predicted model, not a curated record
AAGAAAGGAUAUUCGUUACAUUGUCGUUAAGUUGUUAUUAUAAUUUUUGAGAAGAAGCAGCAAUUGAAGCAAAGUCUCACCAAAACCAAAUCUAUACAGUUAGCCCCAGCAAGCAUUAAAAGAGCCAAAGCGCAACAAAAAAAAAAGAAAAUUCAAUUGAAAUUCAAAUAAAAGCGAAAAGAAAGGAAAUCAAACGACGAAAUAAAAGUCCCCCCUUUUUUGACAUAAAAAUAAAAAUUAAAAAAUUAAUUUGCUUAAAAAAAAAUCAAAGCGUUUUAAUAAUAUAUAAUAAAAUCACACGAGCGUUGUUGAAAAUUACCAAAGUGUACUCGUUUAUAUACAUAGUGAAUUUUGCUGAAACGCGACACUUUGCCACAAAUCAAAAAUUUGUAGGAAAACAAAAACCCAAAAAAUCAUUUCACAUUAUUUUAAAGAUUGUUUCGAGAAAGGUGAAAGUUAAAGGGCAUAUUAGAAUUAUUGGUCUGUGAUAAGUGAUUGUCAUGUCAGAAUUUUAUAGUGGAAAUCAUAAAAUAGUUUUAGCGAAAAAUCACGCUUUUAACAAUAACAACAUUUAAAGAUCGCAUGAACGCUCCUAAAGCAAACGGAAAACAUCCAAACAGUUCGGUUUCAUAACUCAACAUUUUAGAAAUUUCUGAAAAAGCAAAACAGCUACAAAACGGUGCAUAUGUAUACACAAAACACUAAAUAUAAAUAAAAAGAUAAUUAGACAAAAUAUAAAAAAAAAUCACUGAUUCCCAGAAAACCAACGAGAGAGAAAUCAAAAGUUCGCGACAAUUGAUUGUUCCACGCGAAACUCAACCCAAAAAACCGCGUGUGAUCAAAAUCCAAAAAUAAACACAGCCACCGCACGAUCAACAUUUGAAUACAAAAACAAAACCUAACACCAAAUCUAACAAAAAUCUAAUUCGGGCAGCCCAACAUUAAGCAAUAAAUAGCCACAAUAACCGCCACCUCCGCCGCAGACGAUCCAGUAAACAUGUUGGCGAUGCCGACUCUCAUGAUGCCAGCCACAGCACAAAUGACGAUCAGCAGCCAACCCCUGUCGGUGGGUGCGCCGCACGCCAAACCCUACGAGACCAAAUUGCUGACCAUUCAUCAAUCGCAUAUGCAGCAGUCGCACCAUCAGAGCAGCGCUGCGGUUGCUGUUAGUAAACAACAACAACAACAGGCACAACAGGCUCAGCAAAUGUCAGCCAAUCAACAGGCUGUUGUGCAGCAACAGCAGCAGCAGCAGCAACAACAGGCCGCACAAGUAGCGCAUCAGCAACAACAAGCCGCUGUAGUGGCUCAACAACAGCAGCAACAAGCUGCCGCCGCUGCUGUAGCUCAACAUCAUCAGCAACAACAAGCUGCAGCCGCUGCUGCAGCAGCUGCUUGUGUAGCACAGCAGCAGGCUUGCGUUGCAGUGCAACAGCAGCAGCAACAACAACAGCAACAGCAGCAAUAUCAGAUACACUCGCAGCAGCAGUCGCCGCAGCAGGUGAUGAGCAGCAGUUCGCCAAAGCAAGAACAAUUUCAUAUUUUCGUCGGCGAUUUGAGCUCAGAAAUCGAAACUCAACAAUUACGUGAAGCUUUUACACCAUUCGGUGAAAUUUCUGAUUGCCGCGUCGUACGCGAUCCACAAACAUUGAAAUCCAAGGGUUAUGGAUUUGUGUCAUUUGUCAAAAAAUCGGAAGCCGAAAGCGCCAUUACGGCAAUGAAUGGACAAUGGCUGGGCUCGCGUUCGAUUCGAACGAAUUGGGCUACACGAAAACCGCCGGCGAGUAAAGAAAACAUUAAGCCAUUAACAUUCGACGAGGUCUACAUUCAAAGCAGCCCAUCAAAUUGCACCGUUUAUGUGGGUGGUGUCAACAGCGCCUUAACUGCGCUCAGCGAGGAAAUCCUACAGAAGACCUUCUCGCCGUACGGCUCGAUACAGGAGAUACGCGUCUUUAAGGAUAAGGGCUACGCAUUUGUGCGCUUUUCGACCAAGGAGGCCGCCACACAUGCAAUCGUUGGCGUGCAUAAUACGGAAAUCAAUGCGCAGCCUGUGAAGUGUUCGUGGGGCAAGGAGAGCGGUGAUCCGAAUAAUGCACAGACAAUCGCCAGUCAGGCGCUUAAUCCAGCUGCUGCCGCUGCAGCCGGCUUCCCGUAUAGUGUGGGUGCAGCAGCUGCGGCUGCCGCUGCCUAUGGACAACAGUUGGCCGCCACCGGUUGCUGGUAUUCGCCAACGCCAACAUAUUCCGCUUCGUCGACCACAGCGGCUGUAACACCGGCUGCUGCUGCCUCCGCUGCCGCGGUGCAGAAUCAAUUCUUGCAAGGCAUUCAGGGAUAUCAUUUCGGACAGUAUGGUGGCUAUCAGCAAGGAUAUAUGGGCAUGGGCGUACAGAUUCCCGCCACUUGGCAAGGCGUUGCCACCCAAGCGCAAAUCUCACCUGCACAACAGUUGGCGACGGGCGUUCCUGGUGCUGGGAUACCGCAAGCUGCCGGCGUCGUCGCCUAUCCGAUUCAGCAAUUUCAAGUGAGCCCACAGUUGCCAGAAGAUGAAUGGUUAGCAGCAAAUUUAAUCUGUUAGUUAUAAGUGAAGUUAUGUUGUAAUUAUAUGGAGACAUGCAUUCAAGAAAUACUUUAUGUAUAUAUAACUAAUCAUACAUAUUAUAUGUUAUUAAUAUGUAGGAGAUCUGUAACCGGAAGAGUAUAAUUGAUAUGUGUGCGCAUAUAAAUUACUGAUAUUUACAGGCAUAAAUUCAUACUAAAAUAGCGCGAAAAGUAGUAGAAACACAACAAAUUCAAUGGGACAAUUUCUGAAACACGCAAGGUAUAUAUGCAAAAUAAGGAUAUUCAUUACAGGAUUUAAUAUGAGAGUCGAACUAUGACGGGCGCCUUUUAGGAUGUCAGCAAUAUUUAUUGAUAAAAACAACAAUUUUUGGUUCUUUUAUUGUUUUUGUUUUUUGUAUUGCCAGUAACAUCAAUAAAUUUAUUAUUGAUUGUAAUAUUUUUAUAUACUAUAUGGAUUUUCAAAAGUUGCUUUUUAGCUGCAGAUUCCCUUGAGUUCUGGGCAAACAGCUCUUACAGUCCAAUGCAGAAGACUAGGUAAUUAUAAUGUUGUCGGUUGUAAAUAUGGAAUAGUUUUACAUUUCGAAAUAUUCGCCUAUAAAUUUUUAUACAAAACAAUUUCCAAAGUUCAGAAUUCUUCUUGAAUUGAAAGUUUCAUACAUUUUUGAAGAAAAGCUUGGGCUGUCUCAUAAAAUCAAUUAAUUUUUCGAAAAA